Molecule: messenger RNA, 919 nt
Organism: Cuculus canorus (common cuckoo)
Lineage: Eukaryota; Metazoa; Chordata; Aves; Cuculiformes; Cuculidae
Gene: DCK
Product: deoxycytidine kinase
Exons: 7
Coding region: 33-806 (257 amino acids)
Biological process (GO): nucleobase-containing compound metabolic process
Cellular component (GO): cytoplasm; mitochondrion
Molecular function (GO): deoxycytidine kinase activity; ATP binding
Source: RefSeq, a predicted model, not a curated record
GCGCCCCCCUCCCCUGCCCCCUCCCCCCCGCCAUGGCCACCCCGCCGAAGCGCGGCAGGUGCGAGGGGCGGAUCAAGAAGGUCGCCGUGGAGGGAAACAUAGCUGCAGGGAAGUCAACGUUUGUGAAUAUUCUCAAACAAGCUGAUGAGGAGUGGGAAGUUGUUCCCGAGCCUGUAGCUAGAUGGUGCAACGUGCAGCAGAGCGCUGAGGAGGAUUGUGAGGAGCUGACUACAUCCCAGAAGAGUGGUGGAAAUGUGCUUCGGAUGAUGUAUGAGAAGCCAGAGAGGUGGUCGUUCACUUUCCAGACGUAUGCCUGUCUCAGCAGGAUCCGGGCUCAGCUCAAAUCCCUGGAUGGCAAACUCAAAGAGGCAGAGAACCCUGUGGUUUUCUUCGAGCGAUCUGUCUACAGCGACAGGUAUAUCUUUGCAGCUAAUUUAUACGAGUCUGAUUGCAUGAAUGAAACGGAAUGGACUAUCUACCAAGACUGGCACGACUGGAUGAAUAAGCAGUUUGGGCAGAGCCUAGCGCUGGACGGGAUUAUUUAUCUCAGAGCCACUCCUGAGAAAUGCUUAAAUAGGAUUUACUUGCGUGGAAGAGAUGAAGAGCAAGAAAUUCCCAUUGAAUAUCUGGAGAAGCUUCACUACAAACAUGAGAGCUGGCUUCAGCAUAGGACUCUGCGAACGGAUUUUGAGUAUCUACAGGAGAUACCUAUCUUAACGCUAGAUGUUAACGAAGACUUCAAAGGCAAAAAGGACAGAUAUGAUCACAUGACUGAAAAGGUGAAAGAAUUUUUGAGCACCUUAUAAUCCUCUUUGAAGCACAGGCAGAGUCAAACUGUUCCAAACAUCUGUGCGAUCAAAGUCUGAAGUACAGCUUCUGCUUUUAUAGGAGGCCUCCGGAGAGGCAGGACUCAAUCCCG